Molecule: messenger RNA, 7852 nt
Organism: Bemisia tabaci
Lineage: Eukaryota; Metazoa; Arthropoda; Insecta; Hemiptera; Aleyrodidae
Product: ATP-dependent RNA helicase DDX42
Molecular function (GO): nucleic acid binding; ATP binding; RNA helicase activity
Source: RefSeq, a predicted model, not a curated record
GAUUGAUUUGCUUAUGGAUCCUAAACUUCAACACCUCUAAAAUUAACAUUCUGUAUUUUAUUUCUUUACCCUUAUAUUAGUGAAGUGUGAAACUAUUCUGAUGUUAGGCAAGUGAUAUUUUGUACAACUUAUCAUCGGAAUACUAAAUUUGACUGUCCUUGUGUCAAAAUGAAAAUUUUUGAAGACAACUAAAGGUGUUAUUUGGAUCCUAACCUCCAAACUUGGAUCUUUUAGUGUAUACGAAGAUGAGUUACAACAAAGGGAGCAGUUCGUCGGGAUUUGGAUUCAGCGGGUUCAAAAUGAAUGCGCGAACAUCCUCUCGGACUGUUGCCAUUCCCCCUCCUCCAACAGCUGCUAUCAGCAAACAGGGUUACUCAACCAUGUCAGCCAUCACAAGUAAUGCUCUCUCCACAACCUGGGGAGUUCCUAAAAAGCGUGCCAAAACUGAAGAAGAGUACUUUGAGGAUGAGGAAGAACAAAGCACUCAAAAGCUAGAAUACAUCCCUGCUCCUGGGAGUCCAUCAUAUCAAGGAGGGAAUCAAUCUGAUGAUGAGGAAGAUCCUCUAGAUGCAUUUAUGGCUGGAAUAGAGAAACAGGUUAAGAAGGAGCAAGGAGUCAAGGUAACCAACAAAGAGAAAGAAAAAGAUAAAGGACUUAGAUUUGAUAUUGACGAAGAAGACAAUGAAGAAUCAUACUACAGAUACAUGGAAGAAAAUCCUCUUGCUGGUGUGAAGGAUGAAGAAUCAGACGCUGAAAUAGAAUAUGAUGAAGAUGGAAACCCAAUACCCCCUCCUAAAAAGAAAGAGAUAGAUCCCUUACCUCCUAUAGAUCAUUCUACUAUUAAGUAUGAAGACUUCGAGAAGAAUUUCUACCAAGUUCAUGAAGAAAUUGCAAAACUCACAAGUGAACAAGUGAAUGAAUUACGGAGGACGUUCAACAUAAAAGUCACAGGCCCUUCUCCCCCUUCCCCUGUCUCUUCGUUCGCUCACUUUGGAUUCGAUGACUCACUCAUGAAGCUUAUUCGAAAAUCGGAAUACACUCAACCUACUCCAAUCCAAGCUCAGGCUGUUCCUGCAGCUCUGAGUGGACGUGACAUCAUCGGUAUUGCCAAAACUGGAAGUGGUAAAACGGUUGCUUUCUUGUGGCCAAUGCUGAUACACAUCAUGGAUCAAAAAGAGUUACAACCAGGCGAUGGCCCUAUCGGUUUGAUUUUAGCACCUACCCGAGAGUUGUCUCAACAGAUUUAUGUGGAAGCGAAAAAGUUUGGCAAAGCGUAUAAUAUCAAUGUCGUAUGUUGCUAUGGAGGAGGGUCGAAAUGGGAACAGGCCAAAGCUUUGGAAGAAGGUGCAGAAAUAGUUGUUGCUACUCCUGGACGAAUGAUAGAUCUAGUCAAAAUGAAAGCGACAAACUUAACCAGGGUGACCUACCUAGUUCUAGAUGAAGCAGACAGAAUGUUUGAUAUGGGUUUUGAACCACAAGUGCGAUCAAUUUGCAAUCAUGUGCGCCCUGAUCGGCAAACAAUGUUGUUCUCUGCAACUUUUCGAAAAAGAAUUGAGAAACUAGCCAGGGACAUUUUAAGUGAUCCUGUUAGAAUUGUUCAAGGAGAGAUCGGUGAAGCUAACACUGAUGUAACUCAACUUGUCAAUGUUCUACCACAAAAUGCAAAAUUCAGCUGGCUUCUGAAUCAACUAGUAUCGUUUCUUUCACAAGGAUCUCUUCUCAUCUUUGUCACCAAAAAGUUGAACGCAGAAGAACUUCAUAACAACUUGAAACUCAAAGAGUUUGAUCCUCUUCUCUUGCAUGGAGACAUGGACCAGACUGAAAGAAAUCGCGUCAUCAGUGCUUUCAAAAAGGACGAUCAUAGUAUUCUUGUCGCAACCGACGUUGCUGCUCGAGGUUUGGAUAUACCUCACAUCCGCACGGUUGUAAAUUAUGAUGUUGCUAGAGAUAUCGACACUCAUACUCAUCGUAUUGGACGAACGGGUCGUGCUGGACUCAAAGGAACCGCAUAUUCUUUAGUAACUGAUAAAGACAAAGACUUCGCAGGACAUUUAGUCAGGAAUCUAGAAGGUGCUAGUCAACCAGUGCCAAAGGCUCUCCUAGAUCUUGCUAAUCAGAACGCCUGGUUCCGAAAGUCAAGGUUUAAGAGUGGCAAAGGAAAAUCAAUAAAUGUAGGUGGGAAAGGUCUUGGUUUUCGAGAGCGACCUGGUUUAGGCAGCUCCGAAGCCAGUGGUCCUAGCAGCUGUGACUUUAGUGACAUAGUCAAAUCCAUUCCUCCAAGAACAGGCCCCGGCUCUGAUAGACUUUCUGCUGUUAAAGCUGCUUUCAAAGCUCAGUAUAUGAGCCAGUUCACAGCCUCAGAAGACCAUACGUGGGAACAAACUCUAGAAAAUCCGUCCGGCGCUCAGAAACCAGCAGCUCCGGCCAAAAAAAGAGAAAGGAAAAGUCGGUGGGACUCUUAAUCCUUCUCUCAGAAAGGGUUGUUUUACCCUCUAACUAUCAAUUGAGUCUCAUGGAGAAGAAAUUGUAUCAAAGAUAGAACUCCUCAGGAGUUGAAUGACCGCAGUUGAUUCUUGUCAACCUUGCGUAGAAUAGAUGUUGUUCUGUUGAAUUAAGCAUCAUCGUUUCCAUAAUUAUCAAAAACUCACAAUCAUUGAAACUUGAUCAAACUACAUUUCAUUAAAUAUUUGUUCCUAUUGUUAGUUUUCAAGUUUCUCCCUUUCAAAUCAGUUGGAUAAAAGCAUUGUUUCGUUCUAUUUGAAAGGAAUGAUUCAUUAAUUCUCUAAGAUACUGGCCUCUACAAGAUAUUUUUUAAGUUACAAGAAAUCAAUAGCCAUGGAAAGUUUUUUCUGGAUACUGACCUCUACGCGAUAUUUCUAUAAAUUAGAAGAAAUGGAUGGUUUCACUCUGUUUGCCUAAACUAAGAUUUUCAGAAUUAUACGACAUCAGAAGAGAUUAAAGAAAUGGAAGAACAUAUGAUCAAAUCAAUGGCUAAGGAACACUACUGCCCAACUGCAAACUGACAAUUUUAUAGGAUGGAGGUAAAACCUCGCCAUUUUUGUAAUUUUGAGGCCAGAUUCGCAUUUUUUUUUUUUUUUUACAUUACAACAUUAUUACAGCUCUCUGAUGUAGAAUUGGGAAAAACUAAAACCAUUAGCUUGCGUAUUUUUUACUGUAGAACGCAGCUAAGGCACUAAUUUGCUUUCACCAAAACUGUCAGUCAGCCGGUACUGUUCCUUACCCCUCAAAAUAAGUUUGUUACUUUCAAGUUGCAAGUAUGAAAUUUUUGAAUACCCAUUCAUUUAAGCUGGUGCAGGACUUCAACUGUAGAGCAAAUAGACCGCGUCAACAGGGGGGCAAGCUAUGGCCAUUUUCUUGUCAUUAAGUAAAGUGCUGUGUCUCAGGGUGUUUUGUUUACUUUAUGCAGUUUUGGGAUUUCGAGGAUGAAAAAUUGCCAGUUAAAUAGACUUAAAUGGCACAGUGUAGAAUGAUUAAAAUGCAAAGAUGGUUGACCCAGCACGGUUCGUUUGAACCCAAGUUAAAUGAAAAGUCAAUACACUCGUGAUUUCUCUUCAGAACCUUGAAGUAUGAUAAAAAUGCAUUACUUUAAGAGCAAAACCAAAAUAUUCUGUCGAGCUCUCGGAAAAUAUGGCCGAUUUGAAGGAUUUUAGCCCUGAAUCGGCUGAUAAUUGCUGAUUAUGGAGCAAAUAUCCAAUAAUUAUGGCUGUACUCUUUGUUUUUGAAGUUGCAGGGGCGUCUGGGGCAGAAAAAGGCCUUUUUCUUCCUUCAUUCCCCUCCCCUGCCCCCCGCUCCCUUCCAUAAAGAACCAUUUACACCCAUACAUAUGCAUGUGCCCAAAUUGAUAUGCACGUCUUGCUAGUUCGAGUUGAUGGGUUGGACCCAAAGUAGAAUACUGAUGACCAAACUCAAAAAUUGCACAAUUGCUUAUUGCAGCGUUGCAGAUUUCCUUCUAUUAUUUUUUACAGCCAAGAAUUUUGCAGAAUUUCAAUGAAAACUUGAGUCGUUUUUUUUUACAAUGACAAUGAAAGUCAGUGGAAGUAUGUCUCUCAAAUCUUUCCUACGGUUCGUCUAUAAGUAAAGAAAGUAGAAAAAUAUACGAGCAGAAACUCUGAAACGUCGCAAUGAAGAUGCGUUUAAUUUUUGAGUUUACCUUUCAAUAUUCUUUAAAAUGUAUUAAAAAUACAGGAUUAAUUGGAAUAUUUGAAGAAAAACUAGUCUUUUAAAGAAAAUAGAGGGUUAGUUAUAUUGAAAGCAUUUGAAUAUAAAAUAUGGCAAAGCAUAAACCAUGUUAGAAUGGCACAAAAGCAAUCAAGCAUAAAAUCUACUAUGAAUGGAAGCAUAUAAGCAAACAAUGAAUACAGGACGACAUAGCAGCAUAAAUCAUACAAAAAUUGCAUAAAAUCAGUUAGGGAUGGAAUUAUAAAAACAAUGAAGCAUACUAGCAUAAUUUUAAGUAAUGAUUAAGAUACCCACAAAGAUUACAAGUGCAGUAAAUUUUACUCACGAACUGCGCGAAGCAAUUGAAUUAAGUAGUUAGAGUUCGUUUCUGUACUUUGUAUGUUAGCCAUGUGGCUUUAAAAUCUUGAUGGACACUCUCAAGGGCUUGCUUGCUAUAAAAGCCGAGACCUUGUUGUUUCUUUUCACAAAAAUCUCCUACAUGAUAAUAUACAGUAUGAAUUUCGGGUGUAACUGGUAGUUCUAAUGCAAAGUAGCUUUCUUUAAAAAUUUGAAUAGCAUUUUUGUAAUUUGCAUGCAAAGUGGUUGAGAAACAGGCAUCCACCACAAGCUUAAAGUUUUGGAGUACCUCUACAAAUGGUAAGCAUGCAAGCGAGUCUCGCAUCAAUGAAUCUACCUUUUUCAAUAAAAUACGACAGGAGUUCCCAUUGAAUUCAGGCGACCCAUGGGUCAUGUCUCGCUUGACAUUACUAAGAGAAGCCCCCUUUAAUGCAUCUGCUUCGUUGUGUUUUAACAUGUGAUCAUAAACUGUAUUAACAACUCUUAAUGAGAGGUGCAGCUCUGGGGGUAGUACAAUAUCCAAUAUAAGUUUGUCCUCUGUACUGAAAACAGUUGGGUGGAUACAAUUUUUAAAUUUCUUGGAUUCCUUGUAAUUUUCACCUGAUUCAACAAACUUUAAAUAAUUUUGCAUUAUGUUGCCAACUGUACGGUGUGGUCCUAAUAAAUGGAGUGCACUCUUUUCAGCUUCACUUCAGGAGCAAGGGAAGCAGCUAGAAUGGAACGUAAUGCCCACGAGGAGAUUCGCAAGUUUUGAAUCUGUCGCAAUGAAUGGAUCUAAACUAUUUAUUUCUAAUCUAGACCACAUCAUGGCUACAUUUUUAGAGUUCUCUUGCGUGUGUGGCGUAAUAGCUAGUAUGAAUAUUUUUUUCACUCCAGAAUCUAAAAACUGCUUAGCUAAAACUCCCUGCUCAUAUGUUUGCCUAACACUUUUAACGUCUACAGAGUUCUUUCCUGGGGAUUGAACAGAUAAACAUACCUUGAGAAAACCCUGACCACCAUCUAUGCCGAUUUUUAACACAUGAUUAGACAUAUUUCGCUUAUCUUUUAUAAACUGUAUAAAAGUAUCGACAUCGUUACAAAAAACUAAGGGCUUUUUCUCAAUUGUUCUGACUUGCUUUUUAAUAUUUGCAAAUUGUACGGUUUCAACUACAAAAUAUGGAUCAACUUCGUGAGUAAGGAGCUCCAGUUCCUUCUUUAAGUUAGGAUUAAUAAUUUUCCUAUUUUUUGUGGCAACUCUAAUUACGCGUGCUAUCACUAAAGUCAUAUUUAAAUUUGGAUUAAAGGAUCCUUGUAUGUUUUUAAAAACCUCUAAGUUUAACAAGAAUUUGUUUACGUGUUUAGGAUUAAUGCUAUUUGUUAGACAUACUUUCAAAGGUUUUUUCCCAAUAACUGGGACAGAAAGGUAACAGAAGAAUUGUCAGUUUUGCCUGCUGACGAUUAUUUCUUAUCAAUAACAUGUUUCAACAUUGAUGAAGUGACUCGUUCUUGACUCUGCAGAUUGCGUUCUUUUCCCAUAGCUGAACAUAAAUUUUUUAUGAGCGACGCUUUAUUACAAUUAGGAUUGAUACCAGGAUGAACUAUACUGUAACACUUGGAGCAUGAAUUUCUAGAUCUCGCUUUCUUCUUUCCUUGGCGUUUUGUGGUGAGUCCCACUUUAGAUUUACGGGUGAAAAUAUCGCAUGCCGGCGGGAACACUGUAGGUACCACCCUUGCGUUUAACAAAAUUGGCGUGUACUGGGAGGCUCACCAGGUUACAUAGGUGGCAAUGACAUCCACCAUCCUUCGACCUUGUCUGAAUUAUUCCAAGGAAUGGGGAGUAGUCCGGUUGCACUACAGGGAGUUGUCCAUUAUUGCGCCUGUACAACUUUCGUUUACAGCCUAAGCAAAAAGAAACGUGCGCGCAGAAGAAACACGUCCUUAGGAUCGUUCUGUGGCACUACUGCUUUGAUUUUGUCACUCAAAACUCGGGUAAUUUCAAUUAGUUUCCCCCUCACGAAACAAAGCACACACAAACUGUUGCGAUUUCUAUAUGUGAUCUACGUCUAUUUAGUCCCAUGAUUUGCAAUACGAGGAAUACUUUGAAAAAGAAAGGGAACAACGCACGACAGGCACUUAGUAGCUUAGCAAGUCACUCGAACUGCAUAAAGAAACUGAUUGCGAGUGAUGAGUCCGUCUGUCCACUUUGUAGUAAUUGGUCCAUACUGCACAGUGUGUAAAAUGAGUAAAAUGAGUAAGUGAGUGAAAUUCGAUCAAUUUAUUGUCUACACUUACUGACAAUCAUUACUGCUUCUGUGAUGAGCAGCACGCGCAGCUGUUGUGCUGGUGUGCAAAAUAAGAUAAGUGUUAGCACCCAACCUCAGGUUGGAGUAAGGAUAUGGUCGUCGUGAUUGGGGGGGGGGGUGCAAGUAUAUGAGCUUAUGUUUGGGGCGGAUCAUCCCCUCUUUCUCCCACCCCACCAUACCACAGUAAAACGACCGAUUAACUCAAACUAGCAAGACAUGCAUAUCAAUUUGGGCGCAUGCAUAUGCAUGGGCGUGAAUGGUUUUUUAUGGAAGGGAGCAGGGGGCGGGGGAGGGAAAUAAAGGAAGAAAAAGGCCUUUAUCUGCCCCCGACGCCCCCACAACUUUAAAAAACAAAGAGUACAGCCAUAAUUAUUGGUUAUUUGCUCCGUAAUCAGCAAUUUUCAGCAGAUUCAGGGCUAAGAACCUUAAAAUCGGCCAUAUUUUCAGAGAGCUGGGCAGAAUAUAUUCGUUUUGGGCUUGAAGUAAUGCAUUUACAUCAUACUUCAAGGUUCUAAAGAGAAAUCAUGAGUGCAUCGACUCUUCAUUUAACUUGGGUUCAAAUGAACCGUGCCAGGAAGAAAAAUAUCAAUAAUAAUUAUUUAUUAAGGAGCUUGUAUUUACAUAGUCUAUUUACCUUAUGCCUCGACUGCCGUCUGGAUGCGUAGUCUGAGCUUCCUCUCCUUAUUUUCGAUACAAUUCAGAUUGUACACAAUGCAGUCUAAUGUCAUUUGUAAUGGGAUCGUAAAUUUUGACUUGCUCUCAAUAACUGGAUUCGGGAUUGAAGCAUUUUAAUUUAUUCUAGCAGUACUGCACUGUUCCUGACUGGAACCUGUAGCUUUGAACAGUGAGGCUAUUCCAACUAACCGUUAUUCAUGAUCAAUAUUUAGUUGCCUCUUUGAAUAAAAUGUUACAGUGAGAGGCAUUUCCUCCCCUUUUUUUCUCUUUUUUUUUUGUAUUACCAGUAGACUUUGAAAAUAGAAAAUUGUAAGACAAUUUGUGAUAAUAAAGUAGCCCUUCGCUGGGACCACUCCAAA